AUGGCGAGCAGCUCCACCACGCCCGUGGAGGACACGAUCCGAAGAAAGGUGACAGAGGCUUUGAACCCCACAAACCUCACCAUUCGAAACGACUCACAUCUUCAUUCCCACCACAAGGCCAUGGUAGGCUCGACUUCAAAGGAAACGCACUUCUUUCUGGACAUCACGUCUCCGUCAUUCCAAGCGAAGCCGCAACCGGCGCGGCACAGGAUGAUUUAUUCGCUGCUGAAAGAGGAGCUCGAUCGCCCCGGCGGGAUCCACGCUCUCCAGCUUCGGACCAAGACACCGGAGGAGGUGGAGAGGGAGCUGGCGAGGAAAAAGGACGCACAGGGGGCGGCGUGA
Messenger RNA from Fonsecaea nubica, 342 nucleotides. RefSeq lists its product as hypothetical. NCBI's taxonomy places the organism in Eukaryota, Fungi, Ascomycota, Eurotiomycetes, Chaetothyriales, Herpotrichiellaceae. The coding region runs from base 1 to 342 and encodes 113 amino acids. The record is from RefSeq and is a predicted model, not a curated record. The transcript is spliced from 3 exons.